GCGACUGUGCGAGUGGUCAGUAAAGUGGUAAAGUGGAAAUUGUGAAAUGGCAGGCGCUGGACAAGGCCCAGCAGUGGGCAAACUGGAGUCCCAGAUAUACUGCAUCAAGUACACCUUAUUCUGUUUCAACGUUGUGUUGUGGCUCUUCGGCGUAUCAAUCUUCGCUCUCUGCCUGUGGAUAUGUUUCGAGCCGGGCUUCAACGAGUGGAUGCGUAUCUUGGAGCUGCAGAAGUACUUCAUCGGCAUCUACAUCAUCCUGAUUGCGUCCCUGGCCAUAAUGACCAUCGCUUUCCUCGGCUGCGGCUCGGCUUUGAUGGAAAACAUUAAACUUUUAUACGCGUACAUAGCAACACAGAUGGGCUCGUUCGUGUUCGGGCUGGUCGGUGCUUGCGUUGUCCUGGACUUUUCCACUUACGACUCCAGCAUACAACCCCUGAUCAAGGAGGUGAUACUGCGGCUGGUGAACAACCCACAACACGAAGGCAGCCGGGAUAUACUCAGAAUGGUACAAGAAGGAAUCGGCUGCUGCGGCGCGGACGGACCGAUGGACUACAUCAACCUGAACAAGCCCCUGCCGUCGGAGUGCCGCGACUCAGUCACCGGGAACGCCUACUUCCAGGGCUGUGUUGACGAGAUGACUUGGUAUCUGGAGAGCAAGACCGCCUGGCUGGCCGGCAUCGUGCUCGCCUCUUGUAUGAUUUGUGUUAUCAAUGCUGUUAUGUCUCUAGUAUUAAUUCAAGCAGUUAAGAAAGAAGAAGAAGAAUCAGUGGCGUACAAAAACUAGAAUAAGUUAGAGAUAUUUUGAUUUCACUUCAUAGUUAAAUCUAUUUUAUAGUUUGAAAAUUUAAAUGUAUUUCUAGGUAUACAUAUAAUCCACCGUGGUAUUUAA
This is a messenger RNA of Aricia agestis (brown argus), 889 nucleotides long. It is a transcript of the gene Tsp2A, whose product is annotated as tetraspanin-2A. Lineage: Eukaryota; Metazoa; Arthropoda; Insecta; Lepidoptera; Lycaenidae. Bases 47 to 784 code for a protein of 245 amino acids. The record is from RefSeq and is a predicted model, not a curated record. The transcript is spliced from 5 exons. Gene Ontology annotation, cellular component: membrane.